Messenger RNA from Racocetra persica, 327 nucleotides. The record is from the annotation of a GenBank genome assembly. NCBI's taxonomy places the organism in Eukaryota, Fungi, Glomeromycota, Glomeromycetes, Diversisporales, Gigasporaceae.
UUCUGUCAAUAAUCCAGUGGGAGCAGAAUAUAUUUUAAUGGAACAUUUACCUGAACGAGGCUCUUUCAACAUGGCUAAUGAAUAUAUUUUAGCUAUUAUUCGAAAUCAAAUCCUUUAUCACAAUACCUUUAAAUCUAUAGAACAACAAAAAUACUGGAUUCAAAAAUAUGAAGAAUUAUAUAAAUUAAUUCCUAAAUAUUUUCCAGAUGAUAACAAAACCACAUUUAUACUGAUGCAUAGAGACUUUCAUUCAUCAAAUAUUUUAGUCAAUGAUGAUAAAAUUACAGGGGUUGUAGAUUGGGAAUAUACUGGUGUAUUCCCAAUGGA